Molecule: messenger RNA, 3729 nt
Organism: Lepus europaeus (European hare)
Lineage: Eukaryota; Metazoa; Chordata; Mammalia; Lagomorpha; Leporidae
Gene: ATP9B
Product: ATPase phospholipid transporting 9B (putative)
Biological process (GO): phospholipid translocation; endocytosis; retrograde vesicle-mediated transport, Golgi to endoplasmic reticulum
Cellular component (GO): endosome; trans-Golgi network; plasma membrane
Molecular function (GO): magnesium ion binding; ATP hydrolysis activity; ATP binding
Source: RefSeq, a predicted model, not a curated record
GGAGCGCGGGCGGCUCCUUGGCCCGGCCGGAGUUGAGGGGAGAGCAGGGGCGGACCGACAUGGCAGACCAGAUUCCUCUGUACCCGGUGCGCAGCGCCGCGGGGGCGGCGGCCCCCAACCGCAAACGCGCGGCCUACUACAGCGCGGCGGGGCCCGGGCCGGGGGCCGACCGGCGCGGCAGGUACCAGCUCGAAGAUGAGUCUGCCCACUUGGAUGAAAUGCCUCUAAUGAUGUCUGAAGAAGGCUUUGAGAACGAGGAAGGUGAUUACCACACAUUACCACGAGCUAGGCUGACGCGAAGAAGGAGAGGCCUGGAGUGGUUUGUCUGUGGCGGAUGGAAGUUCCUCUGCACCAGUUGCUGUGAUUGGCUGAUAAAUAUUUGUCAAAGAAAGAAAGAACUGAAAGCUCGCACAGUAUGGCUUGGAUGUCCUGAAAAGUGUGAAGAGAAACAUCCCAGGAAUUCUAUAAAAAAUCAAAAAUACAAUGUAUUUACCUUUAUCCCUGGGGUUUUAUAUGAACAAUUCAAGUUUUUCCUGAAUCUCUAUUUUCUGGUAGUAUCCUGCUCACAGUUUGUACCAGCAUUGAAAAUAGGCUAUCUCUACACCUACUGGGCUCCUCUGGGAUUUGUCUUGGCUGUUACUAUCGUGCGGGAAGCCAUUGAUGAAUUCCGCCGUUUUCAGCGUGACAAGGAGGUGAAUUCUCAGCUCUACAGCAAGCUUACAGUGAGAGGUAAAGUGCACGUGAAGAGCUCAGACAUCCAAGUUGGAGACCUCAUCAUAGUGGAAAAGAACCAGAGAAUUCCAUCAGAUAUGGUGUUUCUUAGAACUUCAGAAAAAGCAGGUUCGUGCUUUAUUCGAACUGAUCAACUGGAUGGCGAGACCGACUGGAAGCUGAAGGUGGCAGUGAGCUGCACGCAACGGCUGCCUGCGCUGGGGGACCUUUUUUCUAUCAGUGCUUACGUUUAUGCCCAGAAGCCACAACUGGACAUUCACAGCUUUGAAGGGACGUUUACCAGGGAAGACUGUGACCCACCUAUUCACGAAAGUCUCAGCAUAGAAAAUACAUUGUGGGCAAGCACUGUCGUAGCCUCAGGUACUGUAAUAGGUGUUGUCAUUUAUACUGGAAAAGAGACUCGAAGUGUAAUGAACACAUCCAAUCCAAAAAAUAAGGUUGGCUUGUUGGACCUGGAACUCAACCAGCUGACGAAGGCACUGUUCUUGGCUCUGGUGGCCCUGUCCGUUGUCAUGGUAACCCUGCAAGGCUUCGUGGGCCCUUGGUACCGCAACCUUUUUCGGUUCCUUCUUCUCUUUUCCUACAUCAUUCCCAUAAGUUUGCGUGUGAACUUGGACAUGGGCAAAGCAGCCUACGGGUGGAUGAUGAUGAAGGACGAGAACAUUCCCGGGACAGUCGUUCGGACCAGCACCAUCCCUGAGGAGCUGGGGCGCCUGGUGUAUUUACUGACAGACAAAACAGGAACCCUCACCCAGAAUGAAAUGGUGUUUAAGCGGCUGCAUCUGGGCACGGUAUCCUACGGCACGGACACGAUGGACGAGAUCCAGAGCCACCUCCUGAACUCUUACUCACAGGUGCAUUCUCAGGCUGCUGGGAACACGCCCGGGGCAGCUCCGCUGAGGAGAGCGCCGUCUGCCGCCCCCAAGAUCAGGAAAAGCGUCAGCAGCCGGAUCCACGAGGCGGUGAAAGCCCUCGCCCUGUGUCACAACGUGACCCCUGUGUACGAGUCUCGGGCCGGCGUCACUGGGGAGACCGAGUUUGCCGAGGCGGACCAAGACUUCAGCGACGAGAACCGCACCUACCAGGCCUCCAGCCCUGACGAGGUUGCGCUGGUGCAGUGGACGGAGAGCGUGGGGCUCACUCUGGUCAGCAGGGAUCUCACCUCCAUGCAGCUGAGGACGCCGGGCGGCCAGAUCCUGACCUUCUGUGUCCUGCAGAUGUUCCCUUUCACUUCGGAGAGCAAGCGCAUGGGAGUCAUCGUCAGGGAUGAGUCGACAGCGGAGAUCACGUUCUACAUGAAAGGCGCGGACACGGCCAUGGCGGCCAUCGUCCAGUACAACGACUGGCUGGAAGAGGAGUGCGGGAACAUGGCGCGUGAAGGGCUGCGCACCCUGGUGGUGGCGAGGAGGGCGCUGACGGAGGAGCAGUACCAGGACUUUGAGAGCAGAUACAGCCAGGCCAAGCUGAGCGUCCAUGACAGGACGCUGAAGGUAGCCGCGGUAGUGGAGAGCCUGGAGCGGGAGAUGGAGCUGCUGUGCCUGACCGGCGUGGAGGACCAGCUGCAGGCCGACGUGCGGCCCACAUUGGAGAUGCUGCGGAACGCGGGCAUCAAGAUAUGGAUGCUUACCGGCGAUAAACUCGAGACCGCGACCUGUAUUGCCAAAAGUUCACAUUUGGUGUCUAGAACACAAGACAUUCAUGUUUUCAGACCAGUCGCCAGUCGGGGAGAGGCCCAUCUGGAGCUGAACGCACUCAGGAGGAAGCAUGACUGUGCGCUGGUCAUCUCUGGGGACUCGCUGGAGGUGUGCCUGAAGUACUACCAGCAUGAGCUCGUGGAGCUGGCCUGCCAGUGCCCCGCCGUGGUCUGCUGCCGCUGCUCGCCCACCCAGAAGGCCCACGUCGUCAAGCUGCUGCAGCAGCACACAGGGAGGCGCACGUGCGCGGUCGGUGAUGGUGGGAACGACGUGAGCAUGAUCCAGGCGGCGGACUGCGGGAUCGGGAUAGAAGGAAAGGAAGGCAGGCAGGCCUCGCUGGCAGCAGACUUCUCCAUCACUCAGUUCAGGCACAUCGGCAGGCUGCUCGUGGUGCACGGGAGGAACAGCUACAAGAGGUCCGCCGCGCUCGGCCAGUUCGUCAUGCACCGGGGCCUCAUUAUCUCCACCAUGCAGGCUGUGUUUUCUUCUGUCUUCUACUUCGCGUCAGUGCCGUUGUACCAGGGGUUCCUCAUGGUUGGGUACGCCACUGUGUACACCAUGUUCCCCGUGUUCUCCUUGGUGCUGGACCAGGACGUGAAGCCGGAAAUGGCCAUGCUGUACCCGGAGCUGUACAAGGACCUCACCAAGGGAAGAGCCCUGUCUUUCAAGACCUUCCUCGUCUGGGUUCUCAUCAGCAUCUACCAAGGUGCCAUCCUCAUGUAUGGGGCGCUGGUCCUCUUCGAGUCCGAGUUCGUCCACGUGGUGGCCAUCUCCUUCACGGCGCUGAUCCUGACCGAGCUGCUGAUGGUGGCGCUGACCAUCAGGACGUGGCACUGGCUCAUGGUCGUGGCCGAGCUCCAGCUGGGCUGCUACGUGGCCUCCCUGGCCUUUCUCAACGAGUAUUUCGAUGUGGCCUUCAUCACCAGCGCCACCUUCCUGUGGAAAGUGUCGGCCGUCACCGUGGUCAGCUGCCUCCCACUCUACGUCCUCAAGUACCUGAGGCGCAAGCUGUCGCCACCGCGCUACUCCAAGCUCACCUCCUGAGGGCACGGGAGCCCCUCGCCGGGAGCGGCAGGGCCCCUGCAGCCACGCGGCAGCUCUGCCUUCCUCGCGUGGUCGACAUUGAACUCCACGGGAGCUGCUCGGUGCACAGGGAGCCCCACUGCUGCGCGCCUCACAGAGGACUUCUCCCCGGGCGAACCAAAGUCGAAUCUCCACGGCUUCCUAACUAAUUCUUUCUUCGAUGUUAUAAUACAGAGUCACUCCUGCCUGAGAGAAAUAAAACCCAGACCUGUGGAGGCCA